This is a messenger RNA of Paralichthys olivaceus (Japanese flounder), 1405 nucleotides long. The record is from RefSeq and is a predicted model, not a curated record. Lineage: Eukaryota; Metazoa; Chordata; Actinopteri; Pleuronectiformes; Paralichthyidae.
CGUUUCCUCUGUGAGAAAAGCAGAAUCCCGCCCAACCGGACAGCUCCGGUGAUCAAAGCGAGCGGACACGCGACGGGGCGAGCUGUCAGCUGAUCCCUGUGCAGACAGCGGGGCAGCCACACACACAUACACACACACGCACACACGCACCCGGAAGGCUCGACAGUCAGUGUGAGAGGGCAGCAUGAACCGCUUUAAGACCUCCAAAUUCAAAAACACCACUCCGAAAAUUGCCAAGAAAGAUGAGUGGAUCAACAAUGUCCACGCCGGUUCCUUCUCCUGCCAGGGGAACCACAUCAAAGCCAGCUCCAAGCUUGUGGCCUUCAACACCGAACAGGCUGGCGGAGGUCUGCUGGGCCUGUCUUCAGUCAAACCUGGUUCCGAUGGCCAAUGGACAGUCGCUCAGAUUUCCUGCCAUUCUGAUUUAAUAACUGAUAUGGACUUUUCUCCUUUCGAUGAGAAUCUGCUUGCAACAUGCUCUGGAGAUGAAAUGGUGAAGCUGUGGCGUCUGUGUGAUCCUGAGCUGGAGCAGCCCAGCAGCCCAGAGCUGACCCUGCAUCCAGGUCAGGGCAGGCUGGAGCUGGUGCACUUCCACCCCACCUCCUCUGGCUUGCUGGCUGUCGGCACCACUAAGUCUCCUCUGAUUUGGGACACCAGCCGCCAGGAUGCACCCUUAGCAGUUCUGGAGCAGCACGGUGACCACCUGCAGAGUCUGAGCUGGAAACGGGACGGCUCUCUGCUGGCUUCCUCCUGCAAGGACAAGAUGUUGCGAGUUUUUGAUCCCAGGGCCCAGCUGACACCUGUUCAGAGUGCCAAGAGUCUUCAGAGCAACAAGGAUUCACGCAUCCUGUGGGCCAAAGACGACUUUCUACUGACCACCGGCUUUGAUAUGACCCGGAGUCGAGAGGUGAGGCUUUGGGACAGCAGGAAGCUGAGCUCUUCUGUCGGCUCGGCGUCACUCGGCACCUCCAGCGGCCCCUUUUCCAUCGGCAACCUCAUGAGGAGACAAAGAACUAAAGGAGUGAGUGUUACAAACACUACUUCCACCCCGUGUCUAUGUCAGCACCAUCCAUGCAACAGAUGGAGCCAGUUAUCCUCAAUCCAGCUGGGUUAUCCAUCAACAUAGACAAAGGGGUCAUUUGGUAAGGAAAAACAAUAGUUGUGUGGAAUAUCUGAGGAUAAAGAGAUUACUGAAAGAGUAGAGCAGGAGAUGCUCUACAUUUCUGUGCAGACAGCAGAAAUAUGUAACACAAGUAUUUGUUUUUGAAAAUGUCAGCCAUGCUCACGAAAGACCAUUGGUAUGCGUGUGAUGUUUUGAAGCAUUUGUUUAUGGCAUGAGCCAAUGUCGCUAAUGUUUUACUUUACAUAUGCAAACAGAAUGGAUCAAAAAAGCAAGACGUGUUUA